CAAAGAUAAGGCAAAAAUACUAAUGACCAUGUCUAUGUGUUACUUAGUUUAUACAUUUAAUGGUUAAUAUGAUUACAGUUGAAACUGUUUGCCCGAUGGUUCAACUCUUUAUACUCAACAAUCCUGUUUCAUCCACUAACUAACCUUGUUUGUAUCUAUGUCAAUUAAUUUCCUCCAUAUUCUGAUUCCGGAAAUAGGCUUGGCUCUCAUCUUCAUCAUCAUUUUCAUCGUCUUCUUUGACUUGUUAAUUAUACUGCAAAUAGAAAGUUAAUAAACAGUAACAGCAUUUAUUUGUGAGAAUCAUCAAUGCAUUAGUUAAUGUUUAUUUUAGUUUGGUUUAAUUUUAAAUUUUAACACGAGAUUAUGAGAAGUCAAUUUUUCGCACUUUAAUAUUCCCAAUUACUCUCAGAAUCCCUCUUUCUUAUUUGUUCAGUUUAAUCAAAUUUCACCUUUGAUCAUCCAAUGGAUAGAGUAAUUGGAUAACUUCGAUACAUUAUUCUGAAAAUUACCAAGUGUUACUGUAUUUUUCAAAAAGAGUUGCUUUAACAUCAUCUUAUGAUUUUAAAAAAUGAGUAAGCUGAGACCAAAUGUUUAAGCCAUAGAGAGGAUGAUUGAUAGGCAAAGACCCAGUCGGUUAGCCUCUGAGAGAGCGAAGGCUUUAUUCUUGGGCGAUGUUUCAAUCUCAAAGCAAUUGGAGAGGGAGGAAAGAGAUCUCAGGAAAGCUAUAAAACUCUCUCGGUUGGAAGCUCAAAGAGCUAAAAGGACGGAAAAUGAAGUUAAAAGUAUAAAAUCAUCACCACCAUCCUCUUCCUCAUCAUUAUCAAAGUCAUCUUCACCACAAAAAUCUCCACCACUGCCACCAACUACCAAAACAACCAAAACAACCGCAACUGUAACUGCCACCACCAAAACUGCCAGCCAAAAGCGCAAAAUGGGUAAACCCAAAGCAAUUGAGAUACCAGCAAAAAUAGCCAAGGGUUGCUGUAAAACUAUUAACCAGAUCAAAUCUUCAGCUGAAAAAAGGCCAAAGUCCAAUUUGAUUAUCAGGACCCGAAGUCAAAACAAUAACAACCCACCGAACAAUGCUGAAUAUCCAAAGUCAACCUGUGGAGUCAACAAUAUCAAUGGAAUCUCUUCACCUGUGGCACCAUGUGCCCUUCAAUUAGGAAAUGGCAAUUCUAUUAAUGGUUUGAAUCUAUUAAACGGUGCAAAUUGUGAUAAACCACGACCAAAGAUAAUGGCUCAAAGGAAAUUUGCAUCUAUUUCUUAUAAUGGCAAUACAUAUCUCAAGCCUCGUGAUACAGAUUUUUCAUCAAUGAAAGAAUUAUUCACAAAACACAAACCAUCAGCUGAAGAUUUCUUAACCUUUCUCUGUUUUAGAAGUACCAACUUGUUGCCUCCUCAUCUUGAUUUUUAUGCUCUCAACAAUAUUACCUCCAAAGACAGUAUAAACAUUUUAACCAAUGAUAUUACCACCGAUAAAACUGCCAACGAAACCGUUGAAUCAAAUUCAACAAUCAAAUCUCAUAAUCAUCAAUCCGAUCAAAGCAAUUUAUCUACCUCAAUGAAAACAAAUAAAGGACCAACAAACGGCAAAGUUCAAAUACGAAAGAGAGCAUCUGUUUCUGUUAACUGUAGUCGAAAAACUGAUGCAAAUGGAAGGAAAAAUUCAAAAGUUAAAAGAAAAGGCAAAGAUAAUCUGGUUAAUGGCAAUUUUAAUGUUAAAUAUACGGAAUUAACCAAAAAUAUUGAAGAUUUGAAGAAAUUGAAGACCGCAGAAAAGAAAAUAGGAGCCGGAGUUGCAACCAAGGCUUGUAACUCAGGAAGAAAGUCAAGUUCAGAUGAAAAUAGACCAAAGAAAUCAUCUGAUUUAACAUAUUCACAACUGAAAAGAUCUCCAAAUCCAUCAUCCACAUCUUCUCGCCACAAGUCUCAAACCAAAGUGAUAGUUUCUAGGCCUAAGAAAAAGGCUACCAAUGAUUCUCAGGAUGGUCAAGUUUCGAUUCAGCCAAUUUCCAACGGCAAAGUAGUUUCAAAACGAUCUUUGUCUCAGUCUGGAGUUUCUGAUAAUAACUCUGAAGACGUUAAAAAAAAGGUUAAAACAAAAGUUACCUGUGAUCGGAUUCUUCGAUCAACCCGAAAAUCUAGUUCAACAUCAAAUAAGGCUGCUCAUCAUAUCGAAGAAACCUGCCCAUCAAACGAAAGGCAAAAUUUGAUCACGAGUGAAAAUCCGGUGGAAAAUUUAGAUACUAAAGUACCUAUUAAAAGUGCAAUAAAUAAAAGUUCCGUGAAUAGUCCAAAGAAGAGGAAAAGGGCCGUCAAUAAUGGUGAUACUACAAAUAAUUGUCGUUCAUCCAAAGUAAAAGAAUCAAUGGCAUCGAUUUCGGUUCCAACAGAACCCCAGCAGUCAAAGAAAAAUGGACAAAUUAAAACGUUACCAUCAGAAACGAUACCACCUAAAGUGACCAUUAAAAUUAAUUCAUCUGCUCGUGUUGGAACCCGAAGUUGUACAAAAAGAUAGAACAAAAAAAUCAGAGAAAUCAGUUUUUUUGUCAUUUUUGUUUCAAUCUUUUUCUCGCCUUUCCGGGCAGGACUUUAUUCGCAAAGAUAGAUUUAUUUGUUUGCCUUUUAUAUUUUUUAUAUUUAUAACUAUUAAUGAGCUUGAAUCACUUGCACGCCGGCUUUUUCCUCUUCUCUGUUGGAUCUUUUCCAUCUUAUUUUCCUUAAUCCUUUCGCAGUAUCCUCCAAGCAGUAUAUUGAGCAUAUAUAUCUUGAUUAAUUAGUCGCUUUCUUCGUCAUCGUUCCUCAUUUCAAUUAAUUUAGAUUGAUUCAAGGGCUGUUCAACAUCAGACCUGUGGAUGGUUAUAAAUAUAAAAAAAAAUGUAUACAUAAAUUAACAGAUCGGUUAGAAAUGUGUAAAAACACCUUUUUUUAUAAAUUCAUAUUUAUUCACUUGAAAGAAAAACCAAUUUCUAAUUGUUAAUUCUCUCACUAUUUAAUACGUGUAACUAUUAACCAUCUGCAUGUAUUUAAACUAAAAAUUUAUAUAACUAAAGUAAAAAAUUUCUAAGCUUAA
Molecule: messenger RNA, 3076 nt
Organism: Tetranychus urticae (two-spotted spider mite)
Lineage: Eukaryota; Metazoa; Arthropoda; Arachnida; Trombidiformes; Tetranychidae
Source: RefSeq, a predicted model, not a curated record